This is a messenger RNA of Brassica napus (rape), 828 nucleotides long. RefSeq lists its product as uncharacterized. Gene Ontology annotation, cellular component: cytoplasm. The coding region runs from base 1 to 828 and encodes 275 amino acids. Lineage: Eukaryota; Viridiplantae; Streptophyta; Magnoliopsida; Brassicales; Brassicaceae. Gene Ontology annotation, molecular function: single-stranded RNA binding; mRNA binding; zinc ion binding. Gene Ontology annotation, biological process: positive regulation of cytoplasmic translation. The transcript is spliced from 3 exons. The record is from RefSeq and is a predicted model, not a curated record.
AUGAAUUUAGUCCAAGGAGAUAGGUCCGUAAGGGAUUAUGAUUCUGAAUUCACCAGGCUGAGGCGACAUGUUUUUGAUGGGCGUGAAGAUGAAGGAACUAUGAUCCGUAACUUCAUGUACGGGUUAAAACCAGAGCUUGGAAGUCGACUAGCUGGAAGUAAUUUCUAUAGCUUAUCUGAUCUGGUGGAAAAGGCAGUUAAUGUUGAGACUGUAGUUGAAGCUGAACGGAAGGCUACACAAAAUUUUGGAGAACACACCAAGCCCAAUCAGAGAGAGAAGCAGAAUUUCAAUAAGGGUCAAAGUUUUAACAAACGAAGAGAGGAAACAUUUGGAGGCCAAUCAUGUUACAAGGGUAACUCAGGAAUAUGUUUCUCAUGUGGACAGCAGGGACACAUUUCAAGAAAUUGUCCCAGCCAACGACAGAGCAACCAGCAAGGUUUUUCAUCAUUAGGAAGGAAAGAUGUCAUUUGUUUCACCUGCGGUAAGAAGGGCCAUUUUGCUACAGCAUGUUCAGUGAACAAGCCAAACCCUGCGACCCCUCUCGCGAUUGGAUCUCAUCCUAGCCAUCCAGCAAUUGAGCCAGCACCAAAGAGGCAAAACCUAGGAGGUAGGGUUUAUGCCUUAGAAAUAGAAAACCCUGAUAGUACAGGACCGUCUAAGGGUCCCAAUGCAGGAACCUUACAUGUUGUUGGUAAACCCAAACAUGUAUUGUUCGACUCGGGAGAAACACGUAGGUAUGUGACUCCCGAUGAGAAAGAAUUUGUGGCAGAUUUGUUGAUCGUGCCUUUGGAAGGGUACGAGGUGAUUCUUGGAUUGGACUGGCUGUAG